Messenger RNA from Adineta steineri, 255 nucleotides. Lineage: Eukaryota; Metazoa; Rotifera; Eurotatoria; Adinetida; Adinetidae. The record is from the annotation of a GenBank genome assembly.
AUGAUCACAAAAAUUACAGCUCUUAGUCUCUGUUUAUUAAGCAUUGUCGAAGCUGAUUACUUAUGUAACUGUUAUUGUCCACCUAGCAACACCUACGUUGGAUAUGGUAUUAUUGAAACAUCCUCAACAAUAUGUGAUGCUCAAAUUUGUUCAACAUGGGGAGAAUGUCGAAACGCAGGAAGUAGUGUAACAGCAUCUUUCGUUAGUUUUGCAUUAAGAUUAACUGCAACUUUGGCUAAAAAUAUCUUUAAAUAA